CAAAAAUAUGGAAAAUAAAAAAAUUAAGAAGACUAAGACUAUCCAUAUGAGAUACCCUGCCCCGUAUUCCUGGUCACAAACUGGAUCAUACGAGAGAAAACCAAGCACCAUGAAGAAAUCUGUGUCAUAUGACAACAAAAAUAAAUACACGAAGUCAAAAGUUCCACAAAAAUGCUGUGACCCUUACGCUCCUCAUCUGAAAUACGGAAUUUUUCACCGGAAGAACUCAAAAGAAAUUGAAUCAUCGAAAAUCAGUCUCAAUAAAACUGCAUCUGAACAAAUAUCCAAGGAAGCAUACAUUAAAAGCCCAGACGAGCCGUAUUUUAUAAUUCGCCCUCUGAACAGACGCCACACCAAACAUUUGUCCGUCUCUGAAGUAUUACAUGUGGAUAUACAACCAAGAACACGAAAAUCGCUGAUGAGAGCUAGUUCAUCUAUUCGAUUUCAUACAUAAUGGGUAUUCAGCAUUUAAAACGAAAUAGCGCAUUUAUUAUAAUUAUUAAAACAAUAAAUGCACAGAUCAAAUAGAGUUAAAGAUAAUUAAAAAUAUAAACUCAUACACAUAUAUUUGAAAUGUAAACGAUGAUGAAUAAUAUUGUAGGCAUUGCUAAGCAAUCAUAAUCAAUGUCUUUCGUUCAAUGUUUUACGUUGUGACACUUGACAAAAAUAAAAGAAUUGCAGCUUAUAAAUUGGUAAUAAGAAGUGCUUGCAAAAAAUAUAUUAACGAGGUAUAAUGACGAUUGUUAUUUAUAUUGGUGCAUUGUUUUAAAUAAAUAAUAUAUUUUGUGACCUAUAUACGAGGAAAAUCCAGUGUAUAUUUUAAUCCAUUUUGUUUCUAUUACGAGACCAAUGUUGCCAUAUCCCAUUUUUUUUAUUAAAGUCUUUUAAAAUGAA
Pieris rapae (cabbage white) is the source of this 894-nucleotide messenger RNA. RefSeq lists its product as uncharacterized. The record is from RefSeq and is a predicted model, not a curated record. NCBI's taxonomy places the organism in Eukaryota, Metazoa, Arthropoda, Insecta, Lepidoptera, Pieridae. Bases 8 to 454 code for a protein of 148 amino acids. The transcript is spliced from 5 exons.